Molecule: messenger RNA, 1650 nt
Organism: Heterobilharzia americana
Lineage: Eukaryota; Metazoa; Platyhelminthes; Trematoda; Strigeidida; Schistosomatidae
Source: the annotation of a GenBank genome assembly
UUUUUAAACUUGGGUUAGUUCGUUGAUUUCGUGAAACCCUAAAAUUGUGUCCUUUAUGGCAUAAAAAACGGUGCAAAACUAAAGAUUGAAAAUUUUUAUCAACAUUUCAGUGAUUUUUGCCUUUCGAUAUGUUCUUUUUGAAACCUGGUUUUCAAAACUGGACGAAAAUCCAGGAAUGAGCCCAGUCAACAAUUUCCAGUGGCCAAACGAGCAUGUUUGAGGUGAAUUUGCGUUAAAAACUUAGCUUAAAACAAAGGCUUACCUGUCAAUUGAAGUCGAUCUAUGAUGAGGUUUCCGAGAAAGUGACCACUGAAUAAACAGUGACGUUACCCCAUCAUAUGUAUUUCUAAACCUUUUCCAAGCGGAUAACCUACAUCAAGAGACCUGUCGCUGGGAAGAAAAAGCAGUGGGAACAGAAAUUCUCGUAAACUCUUGAUCAGAAGAUAUUUUCAGAUGAUGUACCUCCUGGAAUCAGUUGAGAAUUUACGCCCUGUGCGGGAAACUGAAACAAAAGUGACAAAAUCCUAUUCAAUAAAAAAGGAGCGCAACACUGCUAGUUGCCAAGCUUUACCACCACCUUCUAUAAGAUUACGCUUAGAUGAAGCUUUAGAAAAUGCUAGACGUAACCGUCAAUCGAAUGUAUUUCCUAGUAGGAACUCAACUAUUUCGAACAUACCGUGGAGAAAGGCGAAGAAAGGGACGACCAAUGAAGAUGAUUCAGACUCAUCGGAAAUAUCACAAAUGGCUCAAAUACUGCGCCCUAACACAGUAAAAGCUAAUCCAAUUCAGCGACCUAGUAUCCUACUAAGAGGUGAAGAAAGUUUAGAAAAUCGAAUACGUGGAUUGGGUAGUUUGUGUUUGAAAGAAAUUAGCAAAGAAGAGUCAUUUAUUGAAUGUCAAAAAGAUGUGCAUAUACGUUGUCCACGAGGAGAGGCCUUGAAUAGCUUACAGAAGGGGAAAAAAGGUGUUGGUGUUAGCAUCUUACUUAAUUCAAAGGAGGAUCAGACACCUAUUGAUGAACCACACAACCCACUUCGGUCUGUUCCAUCAAACGAAGCCUAUGCAAAUUGGCAACGUGAUAGAAUUAAAGAAGCCAGCUCUAUGGAACAAAUUUUAAAUCAAGGAUGGUCAUGCAAAAGUGGUCUUAUGAGUAAGCCAGCAGAAAUUCAAACUUCUCAUAAAUCCCAGCCUUAUUUUGAUGAUGAAACUGAUAGAAUAGAUCAUUCAGGCACACAAAUGGCAGUAAUUUUUGGGGUAAAGUCCGCAUCGAAUUCUUUACCGCAGUCGGACACUGGCAUGAAAAUUGCUCCUCGAAGUAUUCCUCAGUCUGCAGCACCAAAUGCUGCUCGUGAAGGAGCAGGCAUGGCUGAACGAUUUGGUUUAACUCAACGUGGACAAGAGGAUACAGAGGAAACUUUGGAGACAAAGUCCAAAGCUACCUUAUCUCUAGAUAUGUGGCAGUAUGGAACCGGACCACGCGCUAAACAUGAACAUUGUGCCGAUACUGGUGUGGAUGAAACUACUAAUAAGCAGUUUGAACUGAUUUUAUGUUCUUCAUAUGGAACUGCUCAAACAGCAUGGUAUGUCAAUAAAAUAAACCACUAUAUAUUUUAUUGUCUUUCAAAUGCCCUACUUUUCGGGGUGAGGUGA